Molecule: messenger RNA, 723 nt
Organism: Geodia barretti
Lineage: Eukaryota; Metazoa; Porifera; Demospongiae; Tetractinellida; Geodiidae
Source: the annotation of a GenBank genome assembly
AUGAAUCGGGUCGCACUGGUGACAGGCGGUACGCGAGGCAUCGGCGGCGCGAUUUCGCUCGCGCUGAAGAAUCACGGCUGCCAGGUGGCGGCGAACUACCACGCGAACGACGAGGCGGCCGAGCACUUCCGCGAGGUCACUGGCGUCGAUAUCUACAAGUGGGACGUGAGCGACUUCGCGGCCUGCGAGGCUGGCGUCGCGCAGAUCGAGGCGGACCUGGGCCCUAUCGAUAUCCUGGUGAACAAUGCCGGGAUCACGCGGGACGGCACGCUGCAGAAGAUGACGCCGGACAGAUGGCAGGCGGUGCUCGAUACCAACCUCGGCUCUUGCUUCAACCUCUGUCACGCCACCUUCCCCGGCAUGCGCGCGCGCAAGUUCGGGCGCGUCGUGAAUGUGGGCUCGAUCAACGGCCAGGCGGGCCAGUACGGCCAGGUCAACUACGCCGCGGCGAAGUCCGGGAUUCACGGCUUUACCAAGGCCUUGGCACAGGAGGGAGCGCGCCACGGGAUCACCGUGAACGCCGUCGCACCCGGCUAUGUCGAUACCGACAUGGUGCGCGCGGUGCCGGAGGCGGUGCUGGAGAAGAUUGUGGCGAGCAUCCCCGUCGGCCGACUGGGCCGCGCCGAGGACAUUGCGCGGGCGGUGCUAUUCCUCACCGCAAACGACGCCGAUUUCAUUACCGGAUCGACGAUCUCGGUGAACGGCGGCCACCACAUGUAUUGA